CUCAAGUGAUUAAGCAGUUGCUGCAUCCGCCAGCAGAUUCUCACAAAUCCAGAACAGCCACUCAAUCUUAAUUUCCAUUCUCACCAAACCGUACAUAAUUGAAAAAACCCAUCCUUUCUUCUACCCUUCACUUUCUUUGCAAGGUGAAACAAAAGAAACAGAAAAGAAAAAAUGCCGGAUACCAGUACCACCGUGUCCGUCUUCUCAAUCCUGUCCGACGACGUCGUUCUCAACAUCUUCUUCAAGCUCGAAGAUGACCCCCGCAACUGGGCUCGCCUUGCUUGUGUCUGCACCAAGUUCCUCUCUCUCAUCAGCAACUUCUGUUGGAAGGCUAAAUGCAACCAAACAAUUCCCUCCGUUGUCACCGAUCUCCUCGGUGCUCCUGACGCUUCGAUUCCUGGAGGCUGGUCGGCGCUCCACAAGCUUGCUGUCUGCUGCCCUGGCCUCCUCCACGCCGGCGUUCUUCUUGAACACUCUGAUUUUGGCCUCGAACGCGAGCUCGGCCCUGAUGAUAAUUACAAUAAGCUCGCGUCCUUUCAAUUCAAAGCUACGCUACCGCCUCCACCGUCCUCUUCCAGCAUUUCUGAUCCUACUUCUGGAAAUUCCGAUUGCUCUUGGUCGUUAUUCGAUGACCUCUAUUACGACACCGUGUACGAUGCCUCUGAAUCACAAGAUGGGGCCUCCGCUGUGAGUGGAGAGGUUAACGACGAUAAAGCUGUUGUUAAGGCGGGUGGACAUUUCUCUGUUAGUAAGAGGAGGAAACUCUGCAAACCUUUGAGAUCACAUUUGGCGUCUGGGGUCUGGAAUUUGAGCCGAGAACAAGGGAAUAAGCUAUUGGCGAGCCGUUUUCGAGGGGAUUGCUUGUACAUUUGUGAUUGGCCUGGCUGUAUUCAUAACGAAGAGAAGCGGAAUUACAUGCUUUUCAGGGGGAUUUUCAAGAAUUUUAAGCGGUCAAGGGUCUGGAGGACGAUAAAUGAUGGGAUUAGGAGCAAGGUUGAUCUAAAUUGCGCCUUUUGUGGGUGCAAGGAGACCUGGGAUCUGCACUCUGCUUUUUGUUUGAGGAGGUUUUUCGGGUACCAUGACGAUGGUGAGCCAGUUGUUCGAGCCUAUGUUUGUGAGAAUGGGCAUGUCUCUGGGGCUUGGACCGAUUUGCCGCUGUACAAUUGAUGGCACUUCUUAUGGGUAUUGCAGCAGCUUUAUCACUUGUUUUAUUAGAUAUUUUAUUUUUGCGGUGAUUGGGAUUGGUAUUGAAUUGGUAAUUGUAUCUGUGCUUAUGUGUUUCUUGCAUAUGAUAUCGAUAUCUGUGUUAUGUACCUUUUCAACUGGUUCGUAGUUUUAAUAUAAUUGUGGUGUGCUAAUUUUCAAGUC
Manihot esculenta (cassava) is the source of this 1368-nucleotide messenger RNA. RefSeq names its product phytochrome A-associated F-box protein. The transcript has a single exon. Bases 172 to 1167 code for a protein of 331 amino acids. Gene Ontology annotation, molecular function: protein binding. The record is from RefSeq and is a predicted model, not a curated record. NCBI's taxonomy places the organism in Eukaryota, Viridiplantae, Streptophyta, Magnoliopsida, Malpighiales, Euphorbiaceae.